CAUCCGUUAAUAUUUGCCGAGUGGCUUGAGAACAGGCUGUGCCCAGUAGGAUUCUGCCAGCUUCUGGGCUAGUGCAGAGAUGGUAUAAAAGGCAGCGGGGUCGCUGGGGCUGGCUGCCCCCAGGAGGCAGCCGCCGCCGCCGCCGCCGCCUCUGUUAAAAUGACCGGCUGCGGCGGAGGGGGAGGAUCCCGGCUUCGCUGCGGGGGGGGGGCCUGUAAUUGAAUGAGGGAGGAGAUAGAGCAGAGAAGCCGCCUAGCACCUCGCCCGUCAGCGGCAAUCCCAAAGGGGAAACGCAGCGGCUGCCCUCCGCAAGAGCUGCGGCUCCUCGUUCCCACGCGCGGCUGGAAACAGGCCGCCCCUCGCAGGCAGCUCUGCCCGCAGACAGCCGCAGCAAUGGGCGUGGAAGGCUGCACCAAGUGCAUCAAAUACCUGCUUUUUGUCUUUAAUUUUGUCUUUUGGCUUGCAGGAGGAAUCAUUCUUGGUGUGGCACUCUGGCUCCGUCAUGAUUCACAGACCACAAAUAUCCUGUACUUACAUCUAGGUGACAAGCAAGCCCCUAACACGUUCUACAUUGGGAUCUACAUCCUGAUUGCUGUUGGUGCAGUGAUGAUGUUUGUGGGGUUCCUGGGAUGCUACGGUGCUAUCCAGGAGUCCCAGUGCCUUCUGGGAACGUUCUUCACUUGCCUGGUGAUCCUGUUUGCUUGUGAAGUGGCUGCUGGAAUCUGGGGAUUCGUCAAUAAAGAUCUGGUUGCCAAAGACGUGAAGCAGUUCUAUGACCAAGCGUUGCAACAAGCGUUGCAACAAGACCUGUCGAAUUCUGAUGCAACUAAUGCGAAAACCGUGGUGAAGACCUUCCAUGAAACGCUGGAUUGCUGCGGUGCAAAUACCAUAAUGACCAUAAGCACCUCGUCCAUCCAGAGUGAUCUCUGUCCAAAGGAACAAACCUUGCUGGAAACUCUUGCCCAGGGUCGCCUACCCCAGGAUUGUCAUAAGAAGAUUGAUGAGCUGUUCUCAGAGAAGUUGUACCUGAUCGGUGUUGCAGCCAUUGUGGUGGCUGUGAUCAUGAUCUUCGAAAUGAUCCUGAGCAUGAUCCUGUGCUGUGGCAUAAGGAAUAGCACCGUGUAUUGAGAAGUGGAGAGUUGCAGGGGGAAGGUUGGAGAUGACCGUGCAAAAGGGACCCCAAGUGCCACCAAGUGACCAGGAGACGUUUCAACAAAAGACAAAGAAAACUAUGUAUAUAAAUACUUCCAAUAUUACCAUACAGUACUUAUCAUUUUUACUUUAAACUACUUUUUUUUAAAAAGUAAAACUUUCCCAUGAUCUUGUGGCUGAGUUAGUUACACAUCAGUUUUGUGUGGUAGGGAAAGCUACUGUACCAGAAAUUCUGACUUCUCCCCCCUCCUUUUUUUUUUUUUUUUUUUUUUGGUCCUCCCCAUUAUUUCAGUGAUGAUGUUUAUGGUGCAGAAACACAGAGGUAGAGAGCAGCAGGCUACAGCCUCUUGUGAGGACAAUGAACACCUUUGCCUUGGUUUUGUUUGUUUGUUUUAAGUUUAUAACUGGAAACUGAAGCAGGAUUUUUUGUUUUCCUCUCUUUUCCCUAAGGCCCUGACUCCAGGGCAUUCCCUAGCUGCUUAUAGGAAAGUUUGACUUGGUGUGCAAAGCCUGGUAGAAAUGAGAGGCCGGGGACACAAGCGGAGAUGCAGCCCAGAGGAAUCUGGAGGAGAUGGCCUGUUCCAAUCAGACCCCUUUAUGUUGUUAAAUAAACAUGAGAGUUGAAUAGUGACAAUUUUAAAUUCUAACUUUUGAUUUUUUUUCCAUGGAGUUUGUAACUCAUUUAAAAACAAAAAAACCAAAUUGACCCAUUCAUUUAGAACUGAAGCUGUCUCACGGGUUCAUAGCCUGGGAGUGAAUUCUUACCCUGAUUUUUCCACCCCAAAUUCUACAAAUGACUGAAAAAAAAAUCUGCUUUAUGUUCCUGGGGGCUUACUGUCCAGUCUGGUUUUGUUAGUUCCUAAUUUGAACUAAUACUUCUGUAUAAAUGAUAUAUUAAAAAGGGGGCGGGUAGAUAAGCGCUGAGAUCUGGAACACUCAGAAUCCUCCACAAAACAAAUGCAGGAUGACUGUUGGGUGUUUUCUCAUGUUAUUUCAAAUUAAUGUUGUCUUUGCAUCAUAGUUCUCUUUGAUACAGUUUUGCUUGCUCAUGGCAUAUUGUCUUAUGUGCUGUAAUUAUGCCAAAAAUCCUGUAACCUAUUAAAGAAACAUUGUUUUUUAAAAGCCCUUAAUUUAAAACCUACAUUAAGAGUUGGAAACCAACUCGCUCAAGCUGGGAAAUUCAGGAUUUAAGAAGGCACCGGUUUGAACAUACUUUUUUGUGUGGGUUAAAAUCCAAGCUAGAUGUUACCAACUAAAUAUGUGUGGCUUUAACUAUAUGCCACUCCAUUGGACUAACAGAAUCGCUAUUGCCCUGUACAUAGAGGAUACUGUGUGCAUCAAAUCCUAUGUAAUAAAACGUCUUUCUGUCUCUCUCAAAGAUGUUCUAUAUGAAUAGAUAGAUAUAUUUUAAACAAGACUAUUUCACUUUUCCCUACCCCUUAUGGGCACUUGAGCUGGGGACUGCAGCAUCUUGCAGCUGUUGGCUGAGCAGAAGCAGGACGUUUUUAUUCUCAGCCCAGUUAAGAUUUGAGGUUCCUCUUGCAUUCUCUCUCUUCCCCCUGCCCACGCCUUUAAGGGAUGUUUCUGUUUCCCUGAAGUGUUUCUUUUGUAACUUUCAAAAGGAAGAGUGUUCCAAAUCCGGUUUGGGGUGAGGGGGAUCCUGUGUUCUUUCUAGGCUAUACAUGUCCCUUCACCACUGUGCGUUGGAUACCACAGCCAUUGCUACACACUGAAUGAGGGAUUCCCACAAGUGGGCAAAUGGAUCAGUCCAGAGGCUUAUUUUGUUUCCCUUUCUUGCCUCUUUAAACACAUAAGGGCUUUUUAAAAAAAAAAAAAAAGUAACCUAAGGAAGAGGUGUAUCAACACAACCUAGAUUGAUUGGGGAUUGGGCGGGAAGUAAUUUAAUCAGAGAAGCAGCCUUAAAGUAACAUUGCUCUGAAUGUCCAUUUUGCAUGCAUUGGAAACAAGAACCGAUUGUGCACCAGGUGCCUCCUCCACUGUACAUUUUUUAGGGUCACCUCCUCUGAUAUGUGGCUAAAUGUAAAAUGUGAUGCAUCAGCUGAGCAUGUGUGUUUACAUAUAUGUGCAUCAGGGUUGUUAGAAUACAGAAUGGAUGUGUAACUCGCCACCUCUUUGUCGACUGUUGAUAAAUAUGUAUAAAUAUGCCAUUAAGCAUUUCAGUUUUAUUUUUUCCUAUACCGUAUAUUUGAUAUUGUUCAGUAUUCAGUUGAUAUUGUGUCAGUAGCCAGAGCUCUGUUUGAAGAUUUGCUGGGUCUCCAAAGAAGCAAGUGCAGGUCAGGCACGUUCUUAGAUGUAGCUUUAAGGUACUAGACUUGCCCUUUGCAGUAGCAAGUGGAAAGAAGUGAUUAUUGAGAAGCAUGCUGGGCUGAAACCUGAUAAGUGUGGGAGGAAAAGCAAAAUCUUUGGUCAAAAAGUGCUCUGGGAUUGCUGGAAUUUGCCAUCCGCCCCUGAACUACAUUAUAGAAAGUAACUAUUCACUUCGAACUCUGGUGGUGCCCUUGUAGUUGUCAGCUACCUAUGCAGCCUCCCGCCCUGGAGAAGAAGCCUGCAUGGAAGAGAUGCUGGUGGAACUCAGAGCUCUAAAGGUUGGGGAAGUGGCUUUUAAAUGUGGUGGCGACAGUGAUUUGGGACUAGGUUAGAGGGAACAGAGUCCUGAGGACAUAGAGUGGUACUGAAGGAAGCUGAAAGAUGGGUUUCACUGGGUGGCAUUAAUGCCCUGUCCAUUUCUCUUCAGGGUUAUUACAGGAGUAUUCCCAUGUCCCAUUGCUUGUUUGUCAGCCCGCCAGGCCAAGGGAGGGAGAGAAGGAGCUGCCAUGCUUAAGAAUGGACUGAGGAGUUGAGGAACAGCUGAGGAAAAACAACCCUCUUUGGUCUUCUCUGUCCUAAACUCCUGAGAAGGGGAGGCCUAAGCAGAAUGGAGGCAGGGGUGUGUGUGAAAAUUUGAGAGCAGACUCCCCUUCAAGUUAUCCCUGAGAACUGCUCAGUAUCCAAAGGGACAUUGCCCUGUGUCUGAAUAACCAGUCCUAAAGCUAGAUGAGGAGGAAGAGAAGCAGAAUGCAGGCCUCAUGUUCCUGCCAAGUGACUAUCCUGCCUAUGUAUGUGUACACACAUGCAAGCAUACAGACCCAGGUCCUGAUCCUGGAGACCCCCAUACGGACAGGAUUGGUGUCCACUGCAUAGGGCUUUGCAGGAUCAGGACUGUGGGCUAUAAAUACACACAAACACUGCUUCUGAACAGAAACCAGAGGAAACGACCAGUCAUUGAGAAAACAGUCAUAAGGCAAGGGAAGAAGAGGAGAGCCCCAUCUCACUGCGGGAGGCCAGGAGCAGGGAACUAACCAGGGCUGGGUUUGAAGACCCAUGCUAGAAAGUCAAACAGAGCUGCUGCCAGCUGAACUGAAUGCUUGGGAUUCUUUUAUAUUGUGGAGCAUGCCACAAAGCUGUGUGUUUAACUUCUUCCUCCAGCUGCCUUGUUUUUUUGUUUUGUUUGUUUUUAAGAAAAAAAAAUCUAAUGUUAAUCAUAGUGUGUAUAGUGUGACCAUGCUCUUCGAUUUACAACCAGUUCACCUUAACACCAGGAUGCUUCAUGAGCCAGGCUGUGGCAGCAUGGGCAGAGCCAGGCCUCUGGAAUGAUGAAGGAGGAGAAAUGGGCAAGCUGGAGAGGGACAUCCAGAAUCAAGCUAAGUAAAGGCAAAUGGCUCUUGCCAAUAGCAGUUGCUGCCGCAGGUGCCCUCCUUUGGGAGGGGCAGCAGUGGGGGAGCUAGUAUGUAUUCCAAAAUGACGAGA
Messenger RNA from Dermochelys coriacea (leatherback sea turtle), 4959 nucleotides. RefSeq names its product CD81 molecule (gene CD81). Bases 223 to 1128 code for a protein of 301 amino acids. The transcript is spliced from 8 exons. Gene Ontology annotation, cellular component: membrane. The record is from RefSeq and is a predicted model, not a curated record. Lineage: Eukaryota; Metazoa; Chordata; Testudines; Dermochelyidae.